This is a messenger RNA of Chaetomium globosum CBS 148.51, 612 nucleotides long. RefSeq names its product 60S ribosomal protein L15. The transcript is spliced from 3 exons. Gene Ontology annotation, molecular function: RNA binding; structural constituent of ribosome. Gene Ontology annotation, cellular component: cytosolic large ribosomal subunit; ribosome. Gene Ontology annotation, biological process: cytoplasmic translation. The record is from RefSeq and is a predicted model, not a curated record. NCBI's taxonomy places the organism in Eukaryota, Fungi, Ascomycota, Sordariomycetes, Sordariales, Chaetomiaceae. The coding region runs from base 1 to 612 and encodes 203 amino acids.
AUGGGUGCCCUUAAGUACCUCGAGGAGCUUUCCAAGAAGAAGCAGAGCGAUGUCGUCUGCUUCCUUCUCCGGGUUCGCUGCUGGGAGCUCCGCCAGUUGAACGUCAUCCACCGCGCUUCGAGGCCCAGCCGCCCCGACAAGGCUCGCCGCCUCGGCUACAAGGCCAAGCAGGGCUAUGUCAUCUACCGCGUGCGUGUCCGCCGUGGUGGCCGCAAGCGCCCUGCCCCCAAGGGUGCCACUUACGGCAAGCCCACCAACCAGGGUAUCAACCAGCUGAAGUACCAGCGCUCGCUCAAGUCGACCGCCGAGGAGCGUGUCGGCCGCCGCUGCGCCAACCUCCGUGUCCUGAACUCCUACUGGAUCAACCAGGACUCGACCUACAAGUACUUCGAGGUCAUCCUGGUCGACCCCCAACACAAGGCCAUCCGCCGCGACCCGCGCAUCAACUGGAUCGUCAACCCCGUCCACAAGCACCGCGAGUCCCGUGGCCUCACCGCCACCGGCAAGAAGUCGCGUGGUCUCAACAAGGGCCACCGCUACAACAAGACCCGCGCCGGCCGCAGAAAGACCUGGAAGCGCCACAACACCCUGUCCCUCUGGCGUUACCGGUAA